Messenger RNA from Triticum turgidum subsp. durum (durum wheat), 2652 nucleotides. Lineage: Eukaryota; Viridiplantae; Streptophyta; Magnoliopsida; Poales; Poaceae. The record is from the annotation of a GenBank genome assembly.
AUGGACGCUACCGGCGCACACUCGCAUGCAGCUCGUAUAAGUACGCCAUACCCCAUGGCUUCCUUUGAGACACCCGCACACCGGUGCCACCACCACAGCUGCGGCGAGCUGCACUGCUGCGCCCUGAGGCCGCCAAUGGUGAAGUUCUCCAAGCAGUUCGAGGGCCAGCUCGUGCCGGAGUGGAAGGAGGCCUUCGUCGACUACUGGCUGCUCAAGAAGGACAUCAAGAAGCUGCAGGCCGCUGCCGGCGCCGAGGCGGCGCCACUGCAGUCACAGUUCCAGGCGCCCGUGGCUGCCAGUCACUGGGUGAUGAGGCUCCCGUUCCUCAACCCCCAUGGCCACCACAAGGAGCACGGCGCCAUACAGGUGCACAGAAAGCUGGCGAGCGGCGGCAACCACGGCGCGGUGGCCGGAGAGGUGUACGAGACGGAGGUUCUGGACACGGCAGGGUUCGCCGGGGCGGAGGCGGAGGAGGCGAGGGCCUUCUUCCAGAGGCUGGACGAGCAGCUGAACAAGGUGAACCGGUUCUACGAGAGGAAGGAAGGGGAGUUCCUGGAGCGUGGCGAGUGCCUCAGGCGGCAGCAGCAGAUCCUGGUCGAGCUCAAGGCCGCCGUCACCGAGGCACGGCGUCGCGGGGGCUCGUCGGCGGCGGGGAGCGCCGACCCGGAGGACCCGUCCGUGUCUUGCUCUAUCCUGCAUGGAGAUCAAUCCCUCAGGGGCAUUACAGAGCAAGAACACGAAAGUCAAGAAAAGCUCGCCGACGAUGCUACGGCAAAGAACACUGAUGAAGGGGAGGACCAUCUUCCCAUCUCCGAAGGUCUGGGUGACUCGGGAAGGAUUGAGAAGCCGAGAGAAGAAGCUGCCAACAAGCUGAGGACAUUCUCAGGGAGGGCGGUCACUUGCCAGGGCAGGAGCGUGAGGAUCAACAUUCCGGUCACCACACCAUCAAGGACCGUGUUCGCCAUCCGUGAACUUUUGUUCGAUGACAUGCUAAGCCAGUCAAGGAAGACUGGGGGAAAUGGUGGCGAUGGUGGUGAGAAGUUGAGCAUCAACAAGAAAAAGGUGCACCAGGCAGAGAAGAUGAUCAGAGGAGCCCUGGUUGAGCUGUACAAGGGCUUGGGGUACCUCAAGACGUAUCGGAGCUUGAACAUGCUGGCUUUUGUUAAGAUUUUGAAGAAAUUUGACAAGGUUACAGCAAAGGAAGUGCAGACAAUUUACCUGAAAGUAGUGGAGAGCUCCUACUUUAAUAGCUCCGACAAGGCAAUCAGGCUAACGGACGAUGUCGAGGAGCUGUUUGUGAGACAUUUCGCAAGCGGUGACAAAAGGAAAGCAAUGAAGUACCUGAAGCCAAAUCAGAAAGAAGAAUCACAUGCUACCACAUUUUUCAUAGGACUAUUCACUGGUGGCUUUGUAGCACUAUUUAUCGGUUACUGUAUCAUGGCGCACAUAGCUGGGAUGUACACUCAUCAGUCAAACAAGGUCUACAUGUCAACAUCCUACCCUGUCCUUAGCAUGUUCAGCCUCUUCUUCCUGCAUCUCUUCCUCUAUGGAUGCAACAUCUUCAUGUGGAGAAAGACACGCAUAAACUACGCAUUCAUAUUCGAAUUUGCACCUACGAAAGAGCUCAAGUAUCGUGAUGUGUUCUUGAUAUGCACUACCUCCAUGACGAUUGUUGUUGGUGUCAUGUUUGCACACCUGACACUCAUUUUCAAAGGGUAUUCUUCAAGUACAGUCCAAGCAGUCCCAGGGUGCCUUCUUCUGGUAUGCUAUAUUCAACGUUACAUAUGUAAUGUUUAUUGUCAAUGUUGCUAUACCCAUAUGAGGCUGAUGCUUCUGUUUAUUCAGGUGUUCUUAUUAGUAUUGGUCUGCCCUUUCAAAAUCAUUUACCGAUCAAGUCGUUAUCAUUUCCUAAUAGCGAUCAGAAACAUCAUUCUAACACCCUUUUACAAGGUUGUCAUGGUUGAUUUCUUCAUGGCUGAUCAGCUUUGUAGCCAGGUACCGCUGCUUAGAACCCUGGAAUACCUGGCAUGUUAUUACAUAACCAGCAGCUAUAAGACACAAGACUAUGGAUACUGCACAAGAGUGAAACAUUUUAGAGAUUUGGCUUAUGCAGUAUCCUUCCUGCCCUACUACUGGAGAGCCAUGCAGUGUGCAAGGAGGUGGUUUGACGAAGGGGACAUAAACCACAUUGUCAACCUUGGGAAGUACGUGUCAGCAAUGCUUGCUGCAGGAACAAAAGUGGCAUAUGAGAAUGAUAACAGUGCUGGAUGGCUAUCACUUGUCGUCAUCGUGUCAAGUGUCGCCACUAUCUACCAACUGUACUGGGACUUUGUCAAGGACUGGGGUCUUCUACAGUUCAACUCCAAGAACCCUUGGCUUCGUAACGAUCUGAUACUUAAACAAAAAUACAUUUAUUUCAUAUCCAUGGGUUUGAACCUUCUUUUGAGGCUUGCUUGGCUUCAAACUGUCAUCCACCCUAACAUUGGAAGCCUGGAUUCUAGAGUUACUCUGUUCUUUUUGGCAGCUCUUGAGGUGAUUCGACGGGGCCUUUGGAACUUCUACAGGCUGGAGAACGAACACCUAAACAAUGCAGGGAAGUUCAGAGCUGUGAAGGUUGUUCCACUUCCUUUUCAUGAAGUCGAAGAGGACUAA